Messenger RNA from Rhizopus microsporus ATCC 52813, 2808 nucleotides. RefSeq lists its product as uncharacterized. NCBI's taxonomy places the organism in Eukaryota, Fungi, Mucoromycota, Mucoromycetes, Mucorales, Rhizopodaceae. The record is from RefSeq and is a predicted model, not a curated record. The coding region runs from base 1 to 2808 and encodes 935 amino acids. Gene Ontology annotation, molecular function: protein binding; guanyl-nucleotide exchange factor activity. The transcript has 10 exons. Gene Ontology annotation, biological process: intracellular signal transduction.
AUGAUCAAAGAACGUCUGCCAUCGAUCUACCCAGCCCUGUUAUCAAAAGUAGCAGAAGCUUUCAAAGAAUCCAUCGUUCUUUCAACCAAGACAAAAGAUAGUAUCAAGUAUAAAGAUGUUUUUGAUGGCAAAGAAGCCGUGGACAAAUUGUGCGGAUUGAUUAAAUCAAGUGAUCGUAAUCUGGCCCUUUUAUUAGGUCGAGCUUUGGACGCACAAAAGUUCUUUCACGAUGUCAACUAUGAACACAGGCUACGGGACUCAAGCCAAGAGUUAUACCAGUUUAAAGAGAAUGUAAGGCCUAUCAGUGGAUUAUUUUAUCCUCAGCAACAGGUGCUGUCUGAUCUGAGAAGUGACUCGGCCUCUGAGCUGAAUGUUGGACAAGAGAGCUCAGAAGAGUCUCUGCCCACAGGUGUAUUUACUCUCUUGACAGAUUGUUACUCUCCUACAUGUACACGAGAUAAACUAUGUUAUUCCGUAAGGUGUCCUCGCAGACAGGAACAGGCCAAGAAGAAUGCCUCCAAGAGCCAUUCUCGCGAAGCGAGUCAGUCCUAUAUGAUCGCACAACAGCAAGAGGAUAGAUUAUGGAUCAAUACAGUACCACAAUCUUUACUAGACACAUUAACCAAGGAUGAGAAGAAGCGCCAGGAAAAUAUAUUCGAGCUUAUCUAUACAGAAAAAGAUUUCGUUGACGACCUGCGCUACAUGAAAGAGUAUUGGAUUGAUCCUUUACUGGAUGAGAACUCUGAGGUGACAGGAGACAGAGAAAGUUUGGUGAAAACCAUCUUUUGGAAUGUCAUGGAGGUGUAUCAAGUCAAUUCAAAACUCUCACAAGCACUGCUCGAACGCCAAUCUUCCAAUAAAAUUGUCGAUAAAAUUGGUGAUAUUAUGCUAUCUCACGUUGCAAACUUUGAGCCUUUUGUCACAUAUGGAGCUCAUCAAAUCAUUGGAAAAUACGCAUUCGAAACCGAAAAGUCAACGAACCCUUCGUUUGCUGAAUUUGUAAACAUGACCGAGCGUUUGCCUCAGUCACGUAAACUGGAAUUAAACGGAUACUUGACCAAGCCAACAACACGUCUGGGCAGAUACAAUUUGCUCCUGCGUGAGAUCCUCAAACAUACGCCAAAAGACCAUCCAGAUCAAGAAACGAUUCCAAGAGUAAUGACUAUCAUUACGAAAUUCUUAUCAGAUGUCAACAAAGAAACAGGGAAAACUGAAAAUAGAUUUAAUCUACAACUUUUGGAUGAACGUUUAAUCAACAAGCAUAUCUCUAGUCUAGAUCUUGAUUUACAAGCAGACAAUCGACAGAUUAUUAUGAAAGGCACCUGGAAGAAAGGUUCAGGACCAGAGUCAUCAGAUGUCCUUGUUUAUUUAUUAGAUCAUUGUUUGCUCAUUAUAAAACCGAAGCAAAAUGAAGAAAAAUACAAACUUUAUCGCAAGCCUAUACCACUUGCCUUACUGUCCAUCUCUUUCCCUGAUCAGACAAAAAGAGCCAGUACGAUUAUACCUUUAGGAAGACCAAGCAACGUGUCUUCCAGUCCAACAGAUACUAUCCAAAAUAAUUCCACCACUAUAUCAAGUACAACAUCAGUAACAAACCACAACAAUAAAAAUGGAUACCCUAUUUCAUUUGUGCAUCUUGGCAAACAGAGCUCUGGCCCCAUGACACUGUAUGCGCCUACCUUGACAGGUAGAAAGCAAUGGGCAGACAAAAUUGAAGGCCAAAGACGAGCAUUGGUUGAAAAGCACAAGGUGUUUAAUGUACAACCUAUCAACGAGAGCUUCUUUAGUGCCUUCAACAAGGUGAACUGCAUCGCUGUGUUUGAAAAUGGAAAGUCGCUCGUCUUGGGUGGUGAUCAAGGUGUCUAUCUCAAAAAGGAAGGUAGUGGAGAUGAGCUCAUCCGUAUCUUGGCAAUGGACAAAGUGUCACAGAUUGAUAUUAUUGAACAAUCCAACCUCAUCCUGGUCUUGGCAGACAAGAUCUUAUACGCAUACUCACUGGAUACUCUCCUUUCUACAGAAACUGGCAUCAAACGCGGCCGAAAGAUCAGCAGCCAUGUUUCAUUUUUCAAACUGCAAAAUGGUGUGGAAAAGACGUUGGUGUGCUUUGUUCGAUAUAGUGCCAUGUCUUGUACGAUUCAUGCCUUGGAGCCAUAUGAAAACACAGAGUCAAAGAAAAAGCACAAACAUAAAAACUUUGGUCGAUUGAUCAGAGGAAAUAAUGAAGCAUUCAAAGUCUACAAGGAUCUGUAUAUGCCUGGUGAAGCUUCAUCUAUACAGUUUUUCAGAAAUAUAAUAUGUGUUGGUAGCGAGCGAGGCUUUCUCAUGGUCAAUUUGAGUUCUGCCGAAGUACAAAGUGUGUUGGAUCCAAACGAUGACAGUAAUAAUGCUCUUCUCGCUCAACAUGAGUACAUGAAACCGAUCUCGAUGUUUAGACAUAAGGACGGAAAUAUACUUUUGUGUUAUAACGAAUUGGCAUUCUACAUUGAUAAAAAGGGCAAACGAGUGCGAAAAGACUGGUGCAUCUCUUGGGAAGGAAGCCCUACUGCAUUUUCAUUCAGAUUCCCCUAUGUUGUGGCAUUCAAUGCCAAUUUUAUCGAAGUUAGACACAUCGAUACUGGUGAUUUGCUACAGGUCAUACCGGGGAACAACAUUCGCUGCCUACGUCCAGAUUCAACAGACAGAAUUCAUGGCGUGAUGGAUGAUCGCCUUGCAGGAUCUGAAGUCAUCUUUGAGCUCAAGUUGGUUGAUCCUCAUCGUAGAAAGAUCAGCAUGGUGAAGAAUAGAAACAAGACGUUCAAUAAGCAGUGA